CCUUAUAAAAGCAUAUGAAGCAGAAGCAGCGGGAACAUGGAUUCUAACGAAAUGAAAAAAGUUAUUUUUCUUAAACAUGCCGAAGACAAUGAAGUUUAUACUAUUUUAUUGACUGAAGAAGAAGCAAAAUGUUUAGGAGCAGAUAAUAGCAUAAGUGAAAUAAGUCAUGCAGAGCCUUUACAUAGUGACCAUACUGACAAUGUUGGAGUUUUUAAAUGGCCUCAUGAAGCGAUUCUUUUAUUAAUUGAGGAAUAUAAUUUGCGACAAGAAGAUUUUACCAGUGGAAAGAUGUCACAGAAGAAGAUAUGGUCAUUAAUUGCAGAUAAAAUAAAAAAACAUGGAUAUAAUGUAACUGGACUACAAUGUUUUUCCAAGUUUUCUGGUUUGAAACGAACUUACAAUGGUAUUAAAGAAAAUAACAGAAGACCUAGAUCUGGAGUAUGGCCAUAUUUUUCUAAUAUGGAUGAAUUACUUCAUUCAAAAUCACCAUUAAUAACAGUAUCAUCGAUUGAAAGAAAAUAUAAGGCACGUUCUAAAUGCAGUACAUCUAAUCUAGAUAUUUGUUUCGAAGAUGAAAAACCAAUUCAUAUUGCCGCCGUUGUUGAUGCAUUUAUUAUAUUACUGGACACCAUCCUUCGUCGUAGAAAGUUACCGCCUGUGAGACAAAUCACUUGGUGACACCUUUGACCUCGUCGUCAUCGUGAAAUCGCCGGCCAGCAAGGGAGGAUUUCAAAUUAAUUUUCUCUUCAAUUGCACGCAUCAAAUCGUCAUUAACCGGAGACGGUCGCCCGCUCCGUUCAUCGCCGUGUACAUUUUCGCGUCCUUCAUUAAAAAGUCGUAUAUAUUCAUUUUCGUACCAUUGACUGCGUUCAACAGAGAAAACUAAUUAGUGAACGCUCAGUGAUUCUUCAAUACGAUUGGUUCCUAUAUUUAGAUCUAGCGAAUAUUUAAAGACAAGAAUCAAUCAUAUUAAAAAAAUCUCUGAGCGCGCUCA
This is a messenger RNA of Mycetomoellerius zeteki, 994 nucleotides long. RefSeq lists its product as uncharacterized. Bases 37 to 678 code for a protein of 213 amino acids. The record is from RefSeq and is a predicted model, not a curated record. The transcript has 5 exons. NCBI's taxonomy places the organism in Eukaryota, Metazoa, Arthropoda, Insecta, Hymenoptera, Formicidae.